GUUUAAUCCAGCCGAAACGGCGAGUAGUUCUCGUUCCCCUGAGGCCUGAUCACCACCCUCUCUCCUCCCCUUUCCCUGACCCCGCGACCGCGCCGCGCGAGGCGAACUCGCCACUCCGAUCUCUCUCUCCGGCGACGCCGCCGCCGCCGCACAGGGUUUUGCUCUCUCUCGCGCGGAAUGGAGAGCGGCGGGGUCGACGGCGAGAGGCCCCUGCUGCGCGAGGCGGGGGAUUUGGGUGGCGAGGACGGCGGCGCAGGCGGAGUCCCCGAGGAGGGGGAUGCGAAGGGCGAUGUGAUGGCGGCGGCGGCGGCGCAGGGGGGCGAUGGCGAUGAGGGUGUGGAGGCGGUAGAUGGGGACGGGAGUAACGAGGAGGAGGAGGUUGUGCAGACGCCCGAUGUGAAGCAGACGCCCGGCGCCGCGGCCGCGGCGGCCUGGCGGGAGGCGGCGUGGGAGGAGGCUGACGGCGAGGAGUUCGUGGAUGUCUUGGAAGGGGACGUGGAUGAGAAGCGUGAGGAUGGAUCGGCCUUGGAGAAUGGGGAGGAUUUGUUGGCCUCCCGUUCUCUCGCUGUCGAGGGUGACGAAGAAGGGUAUGGUUCUUGUGCUGAUAUUGGUAUAGAAGAAGACGCUGAGGGUGAUGCGAGUCGGGAGCGCUUGGAGGAGGAAGCCAUGACGGAAUCAAUCAGGGAGUAUGUGACAGAAGCUGUUUUGGCUGACCAUAUCCAGGAGCAACCGGACAAAUCGAAGAGUGAAUCUGAACAUGUGAAGGUUGCUCAGCACAAGUCGCAGAUUGCGAAGAGCAGGGAAGAGGGACCCAAACAAUCUGGAGGCGAACCGUCCGUUGUUGUCGAGGAAUUGAAUGGAUCAAGCUCGUCUGAUGAUGAGAGUAAAGCUACCUCCGCUCCUCCUGCACGAUCCAUUAGUGGUGCUGCAGGUCGUUCUAAUGGCCCCUCUUUGCCAUCUCGUCCUGCUGGGCUUGGAGCAUCGACUUCCUUGUCGCAGCCCUCAGCUCGACCUGUUCAGCAGACCCGCGCUAAUGGUCCAGUCGCUGUGGACAGAGAAACUCGGCAGGAUGUUGAAUCUCCUGAGGAUGGAGACGAAAAUGAUGAAAUCCGUGAGAAACUCCAGAUGAUCCGGGUUAAGUUUCUGCGUCUUGCUAACAGGUUUGGGCAAACACCUAAUAAUAUGGUGGUUUCUCAGGUUCUUUACCGACUUGGGCUGGCAGAACAGCUUAGAAGAAAUACAGGCCAGGGUGUUUUUAGUUUUGACCGGGCACAAGAUAUGGCAGAACGUCUUGAAGCUGCUGGAAACGAGCCCCUUGAUUUUUCUUGCACCAUCUUGGUUCUUGGUAAAACUGGGGUUGGCAAGAGUGCUACCAUCAAUUCUAUUUUUGAUGAUGUCCGGUUGGAAACAAAUGCUUUUGAUACCAGCACUAGAAAGGUUCAAGAAGUAGUUGGUGCAGUUGAGGGAAUCAAAGUAAAAGUUAUCGAUACUCCUGGCCUGUCAUGCUCAUCUUCAGACCAGCACCACAACCAGAAGAUUCUCAAUUCUGUCAAGCGACUUAUCAGCAGAAACCCUCCUGAUAUUGUUCUUUAUUUUGAUAGACUGGAUAUGCAGACCAGGGACUAUGGUGAUGUGCCUCUUCUGCAAACCAUUACAAGAGUCUUUGGAGCAUCAAUCUGGUUCAAUGCCAUAGUUGUGCUAACUCAUGCUGCAUCUGCACCACCUGAUGGUCUGAAUGGAAUUCCCCUGAGCUAUGAGAUGUUUGUAACCCAAAGGUCUCAUGUAGUCCAGCAAGCUAUAAGGCAAGCCGCUGGUGAUGUCCGUCUUAUGAAUCCAGUGUCCCUGGUUGAAAACCACUCAGCGUGCAGGACCAAUAGGGCAGGCCAGAGGGUGUUGCCAAAUGGGCAUGUCUGGAAACCACAGUUGCUAUUGCUUUGUUUUGCCUCAAAGGUUUUAGCAGAGGCCAACGCGCUUCUCAAGCUGCAGGACAAUCCUGCUGGUAAACCUCGUAUGAGGAUUCCUCCACUUCCUUUCCUAUUGUCUUCGCUUCUUCAGUCUCGAGCCCCACUGAAGUUACCAGAGGAGCAGUUUGGUGAUGAUGAUGAUAUUGAAGACGAUUUGGCUGAUGAUUCGGAUUCAGAUGAUGGUUCAGACUAUGAUGACUUGCCUCCUUUUAAACGCCUCACAAAAGCUCAGCUUGCAAAGCUAAACCAUGCUCAGAGGAAGGCAUAUCUUGAGGAGCUGGAUUACAGAGAGAAGUUAUUCUACAAAAAACAGCUAAAGGAGGAAAGGAUGCGCCGUAAAAUAAUGAAGAAAAUGGCAGCAGAGGCCAGUGCAAGAACAGAUGACUUCAGUAACAGCAAUCUUGAAGAUGAUGGCAGUGCUCCAACAAAUGUUGCAGUGCCUAUGCCCGACAUGGUAUUGCCCUCAUCGUUUGAUUCUGACCAUCCUAGCCAUCGCUAUCGUUUCCUGGACACACCAAGUGAAUGGCUUGUCAGGCCAGUGCUGGAGACCCAGGGAUGGGAUCAUGAUGUUGGUUAUGAAGGUCUAAAUGUUGAAAGGUUGUUUGCUGUGAAAGGUAAAGUUCCUUUAUCAGUGUCUGGUCAACUUUCAAAAGACAAGAAGGAUUGCUCCCUCCAAAUGGAGGUCGCAAGUUCACUUAAGCACGGUGAGGGGAAAACCACUUCACUGGGGCUUGAUUUGCAGUCUGUUGGCAAGGACAUGGCAUACACUCUUCGUGGCGAGUCGAGGUUUAAAAACUUCAGGCGCAAUAACACGGCUGCUGGGAUAUCCGCCACACUCCUUGGAGAUUCUGUAUCCGCUGGUGUGAAGGUUGAAGACAAGCUUGUUGUGAACAAGCAGCUCAGGGUUCUGGUUAGUGGAGGCGCUAUGAGCGGGAGGGGAGAUGUGGCUUACGGAGGGCGGCUUGAAGCAACAUUGAAAGACAAAGAUUACCCAAUUGGCCGCAUGCUUUCUACCAUAGCGCUCUCUGUUGUUGAUUGGCAUGGGGAUCUUGCUGUUGGCUGCAACAUCCAGUCUCAGAUUCCUGCUGGAAGAGCUAGCAAUUUGAUUGGUCAUGCGAAUCUAAGCAACAAGGGAACUGGUCAAGUUGGCAUUCGCCUCAACAGCUCGGAGCAUCUUGAGAUCGCCCUUAUUGCCCUCGUGCCAAUAUACCAAAACAUCAAGAAGUUAUUGCAGAGUUAAUCCGUAUCAACCAGUAUUUAUGUAAGCGAGAAAAGGCAGCAAGAUAAAUCCAUUAGAGUUAAUGCAAGCAUAAAUUAGAACUAGAGUUAAUGCAAGCAUAAAUUAGAACUAUCUAUUUAUUUUCUUCUUCCCUUACCUACACGUAAUAGUGUUUUCUUCCAAGUUUUUUUUUUUUUGAUGAAGUUGGAUUUGCAGAACACAUCCUUUUCAGGAUUUUUGUUGUUAUCCUUGUACUCUCAAUAGCUGAUAAGAAAAAAAAAUGCACUGCUGUUUUGAAGGCUGCAACCGCCGAGUAUCAGAUCGUUUUGCUAUAUUUGUUAA
Molecule: messenger RNA, 3525 nt
Organism: Oryza sativa Japonica Group (Japanese rice)
Lineage: Eukaryota; Viridiplantae; Streptophyta; Magnoliopsida; Poales; Poaceae
Product: translocase of chloroplast 132, chloroplastic
Biological process (GO): protein targeting to chloroplast
Cellular component (GO): chloroplast outer membrane
Molecular function (GO): GTP binding; GTPase activity
Source: RefSeq, a predicted model, not a curated record